AUGAAGGCUUGCAAGGAGGCAACUCCGGAUUCGGGCGUGACUCCAGGCGAACCACUGUCCCCCUUCUCCUCUGUUCUCGUUGUUCUUUCCUCGGAAAAACGUCUCUACGCUCAGACGCCUUCCCCGACCGCGGCCGGUGCGGAGACACAUUCCCCGUGCGUUUCCUCCGGCCGCGCAUACCGCCCGUCUUCGCUCGAGUUUCUGGCCGAAGCGGGGAUCUCCGUCACGUCUCUGCUGUCGAUUCACUCCGUCCUGACCAGCAGUGGGCUCGGGUACCAGAUCGCGACUCCGGCGGGAGCGCAGCCUGCGAUUUGCAACGUCGACUCCGUUGCGGAUCUCGAGUCCGAUUCGCGCCUUCCACGGGAACUUCUGGCGAAACUGAAAUCGCCUGUCGCUCUCCGCGCCGUGAAACUCGAGAAUGUCGCCGGCCUGCUCUUGCCGCACCACCUCGGCGCCGCCAUCGACCUUUUCAACAGCUCGGCUCUCGGCAGCUUGCUCGCCGCGUUGUCGACGAACCAAGACAAAUUCGUUUGCAGCAUUGGCUACGGGGGCUUUGCUCUCGCUGCAAAGAGGCCCUCUGGACUGCGGGAAGAGGUCGGGAGUGGUCCAGCAGGCAGAAAGAAGACGAGAGCAGGGUCUUCGUUUCCAUUUGCGAACUACACUUUGACGGGGAUCAGUCCCUUCGACGAGUGUCGCUAUCCUUUUUUCGGACAUCUGCCGUGCAUGCUCCAGGAGUUGCUCGAGAGCCAGGGCGCGGCGUUUGCCUCCUUCGAGUGUACAGACACCCCGGGAAUGCUGGUGGACCGAAACCUGGUCUCCGGCGCGAAUGAGGCCAGCACGACACUCUGUGUGCAAACGUUUGCUCUGUUGCUGUGCUGUCGAAAAGCCAGCCUCCUGGCGAAGACGGCCGAAAGCGAGGCGCAGCGCCUCCGCGAACUCGGGGAAAGUGCGGACGCGGGAGCGCCUCGGAGUGUCUUAACCGAGCGAGAAAAACACGAGUCGGAAGACGCGAAACGGUGGGCGGCGGCGGGCAGUGCUGUUCAGCAACUUGCAGGUGCCGCGUCGCAGGCAGAACAGACAAAGCAGGCGUACAGAGCUCCGAUAGGCAGUGACCCUCCCAGAGCAGUGGCUAGCGCUGCAGAUACACCCGCAGCCAGAUUUGGGCGAGACGCGUCUCCGCAGACGCGUUUGUCCAACGUCGAGAGCGACGCGCGAGAGCAAGACAGGAACGAAGUUGGCGACUCGCCGCUUCCCGGACACUUCAGCGACGCCAACAGCCCCGCGUUCACACAUGCCAACGGUCUCGGAACUGGUCGUGUCAGGUGGACAGGGGAGGCGUCCAACCGGAGAGAGGCGGCCGACUCGCGGGCGGGCCUUGAGCGAGGUGCAUGUGGAGAGUGUGGUGAAGCGUGGGAGUUCAAGGGAUCUCAGGAGGCUGCGAGGGCCAAGCGGGAAGUCGCGGCGGAACGGGCUGACCCCUCAGAGAGUCAUGAGGCUGUGCCAGGAGAGCAUAGCCCCGGCGAAACGACGAGUUCACGCCAGGGUCGUCCGAACGACGGAGGCCGUCUUACACAUGCAUCGUCUUCAGGCGACAGCCGAGCCGGAAAUCUCGAUCUUGAGAUGAAGGAAGAUUCGAAGACGGGGAGUCGGCUGUCCCACGCCGUCACCUCGGGCGAAGACUGGGGGUCGUUUGACCUGCCUUCUGAGCGCCGUGCAGGACUCGACUCAAGUCCAGGGGAUUCCUCAGGGAGUGCUGGACUCGCCGACAGUCUCCGCGGAUCGCGCCUCGAGCUGCUUCCAAAUGCAGCAACACAGAGCGAGGCACACAGCCUCGGCUCGUCUAGGGACGACGCUCCACGUGGCGCGUCUCUCAACGCUUCCCAGAAGUGGGCGCAACCCGCAGCAGGAAAGGCCGUCCCUCAGGGCGUGGUCCCCGGAGGCUCUUUUCUCCUCGAUGCCCAGAGCUUUUCGCCUCUUCGCGACAGCGAACGUCGGUCGCCCAAAGCACGAGGGGAGGAGACUGAAGGCGCCUCACAAGUGAGCGACGGCGCGGCAAAGACGGAAAGCGACAGCCGGCUAGGCCACACCCCGGGCUUUUCAGGCGACGCUCUCUUCUCGUUGUCCACACGCGAGCGUUCGAGCAGUUUCGCCAAUCACGCGACGCCUGCCAAUGUCUUUGGCCCUCCACGCGACAUGGCGGAGGACGAGCGAACGCGGGGCGUAUGGGAAGGAGGCUCGGCGGUCGAGAGCGAAGACUUGUUUUCGUCUGCGUCGUCCAGUGCCGCGACGCGCACUGGACCGGGAGAGAAGACGCUGGAGGAGCUCACGGCGAAGAGCGCGGCGGCGGACCCCUUUGAAAACGGGGGAUUCGAGGAGCGCGUGGACCUGUUCCAAAUCCACGAUGCUCGCGGACCCGCAGCCUCGCGUGCUGCGUGGACUGGCCAGAGUGGAGAGCGCUCGUGGCAAGAAAGUGCAACGGGGCAGAUGCCGGCGAUCGAUCCCGUCGCGGAGGCGAGACGCUGGAGUCAGUGGUAG
Neospora caninum is the source of this 2535-nucleotide messenger RNA. RefSeq lists its product as hypothetical. Lineage: Eukaryota; Apicomplexa; Conoidasida; Eucoccidiorida; Sarcocystidae. The record is from RefSeq and is a predicted model, not a curated record. The coding region runs from base 1 to 2535 and encodes 844 amino acids. The transcript is spliced from 2 exons.